AUGGCCGACGCACUGAAGCAACUUGAUCUGUUGAUCCAUCGGUCCUGGAUGAAUUCCAGAGACUCCUACUACGAAUUAAAGGGAAUACCCAAAGAGGAAGUUAGCGACGACCAGCGCGAGGAGGAAGUGAAUAGCGGCACUACUGUGGAGUCCAUUGACCAUGACAAGAGGAUUGAUGGGCGUUCCGAGGACGUCGAAAGUGGAGGAGAUAGUCCCUCUAAUGGCAAAAUGGAUGUACAGCUCUCAGACCGGUUUCUAGAGAUUCUCCAGGGACAGCAAGACCGGGAAGCGCUUGAGAAGGAGAUCAAGGAUGAAAUCAUGCGAUGGUUUUGGAAGGGGUACUAUUGUCGGGACCAGGUUCCUGAAGAGUCUCUGGGCUCCUCGUAG
Messenger RNA from [Candida] anglica, 387 nucleotides. The record is from the annotation of a GenBank genome assembly. NCBI's taxonomy places the organism in Eukaryota, Fungi, Ascomycota, Pichiomycetes, Serinales, Debaryomycetaceae.